Daphnia carinata is the source of this 2301-nucleotide messenger RNA. RefSeq names its product protein SCAI-like. The transcript is spliced from 10 exons. Bases 62 to 1765 code for a protein of 567 amino acids. Gene Ontology annotation, molecular function: transcription corepressor activity. The record is from RefSeq and is a predicted model, not a curated record. Gene Ontology annotation, biological process: DNA-templated transcription. Lineage: Eukaryota; Metazoa; Arthropoda; Branchiopoda; Diplostraca; Daphniidae. Gene Ontology annotation, cellular component: nucleus.
CUGAGGCAAUUGAAUUGUCAACAGUAGGACCAGCAAAACAUUAAGUGAGAAAAGCCGACGAAUGGCCGAACUAGAAGAAAAUGAGCGGCGGAUUAUCAAUGAGUUUUGUCAACUACAGGAGAAAUCAAAACAACUUUUCAAUGGGUUAAGAGAUUUGCCCCAAUAUGGCCAUAAACAAUGGCAGGCCUAUUUUGGUCGUACAUUUGACGUCUACACCAAGUUGUGGAAGUUCCAACAGCAACACCGCCAAAUCCUAGAUGUUAAAUAUGACCUUAAAAGAUGGCAAAUAGGAGAAAUUGCCUCAAAAAUAGGACAACUGUACUAUCAUUAUUACCUUCGAACCAGUGAAACAAAUUAUUUAAAUGAAGCCUUUUCCUUCUACUCAGCCAUUAGAGCUAGAUCUUACUACUCUAGAAUUUCCAAAGAAGAUCAUCAUGGUGGCUCCAAGUCUGAUCUAGUUGUAAAAAAAUUGAGAUAUUAUGCUAGGUUCAUAGUUGUUUGUCUUUUGCUAAAAAAGAUGAAGCUAGUCAGAGAACUAGUUAGGGAACUCUCAAAAUACGUUGAUGAGUACACAAGUACGUAUGAGCCGGAUGAUCAGCUGGAGUGGAGCCUAGUUCUAGGAGAAAUCAAAUCCUUUCUAGAGGCCGACGCCAUUCUAAAUAUACUGGAUGCGGAUUCUAAUCCGAUGGUCAUUUCACACAGAUUAAGUCCACUAACCACUCCUCCGGUGGAAAAGAGCCCUGCGAUGGAUCUAACUCUUCAGGAAGUUCUUAUAAUCGGAAAUAACAACGAUCAAGUAAAAUUUAGUGAACUAACCCUUGACAUGUUCCGCAUUCUUCAAACUCUUGAAAGAGAGCCUCAAGAAGAUGCUUCAUAUCAAGCCUAUUCUCUUCCAUCACGAACACCUUCUAUGGAGUCUAACGAUCGUCCCUUGAAACGAGAGAAUCCUCAUAAAUAUCUUCUUUAUAAACCGACACUUAGUCAGCUUCUUGUGUUUCUUGCAUCGGGAUUCAAAGAGUUACCUUUAAAUGGCGCCCUAUUACUCUACAUUUCGGCAGACGGGCUAUUCCCAUCAUCGAGUUCCACCGAAGACAGAUACGACAUGGGCGGUGUUUGUACUAACAGCAAACGAGAGCCAGAUCCAAGUGGAAACAAGCGUGGAUCCCAAGGAAAAGAGCUAAACUGUUUGUAUCCUGGGGACUUAAUUCCUUUUAUGCGCAAACCGCUCUUCCUGAUUGUGGAUUCAGACAAUAGUUGGGUCUUCCAGAACGUACCGCAGCUUUUCGGACAGCCAUUGGUGAUACUCAUGUCUCCACAAGAUGUACCAUCUCAGUACCAAGACUUGCAUCCGAAAGGAGGUCUUCUAACCCUUUUCCUGCACAGUCCCUUAACGGCCAUAUGCGUUCUUGGGAAAAUCAAAGAAAUACCUUAUCACCUUUGGGAAACAGGCCAAGCAUUUGUGGAUCGAUUUCUGGCAGAAGCUAGUCGAUUGUUAACCCGCGUUAAAGGCAUUGAAUCAUCUUACUUGCCAUUCCUUGGCGAUGAUUUCCUACGGCUGUUGUUACUACGUUUCAUAUUUUGCUGUGUGGCCCUUCGCCUUCAUCGGUCCUUCAAGCAUUGGCCAGCUCUACAGCCCCGAUCUCAGCCACCUCUCCCCGAAAGCGAGCUUUUAUUGCAAAAUUCGCUAGAAAGAGCUAUGUAUACGUUAGUCGAUCAUUUGGAACUCAGUUCUAUUUUCACAGAACCCAACAGGGAGAUUCUGUAAGCUAUGAUCACAACCGAUUAAAAAAUGUAUGUCCUUGCUCGUUUCGGGGAGCCGUCGUUGUGGUUGGUUUACAUUUGACGCACAGAUUAUCAUCUUUUAAAAAAAUUAUUUCCUCGCUACGUUCUUCUGAUUGACCUCACAUCUUGGAUUGAUUUUUUCUUUUACGAAUCUUGUCAGUCUUUUUGUUCUUCAUUAAAAUACCUCUUUAAACCGCGUAUUGUCCUGCACCAGCACGUUUUUAGCACGUGAUGUUCUUUCAACAACAAACUGCAAGGACAGUCACUGGAAAAAAGAAUGUUCUAAUUUCUUGAAAGUAGAGUAGCUAUCGUAAUUGCAUAUCACACCAGAGCGUUCCAUUGUGUUGUUUUUGCCUUUCUUUGUUCUCCAUAACGCACUACGUAUGUUUCCAUCCUUCAGUGUUGAACUGGAAAACCUCUGACCAGUCAUUUGAUCUCAUCUUCUGUAACGAAACCUCAGUCAGUUUACCAGUGAUCUCAGUCGUGCUAAUGAAAAAUAAAAAAAAAGGAAGAAUGAAA